AUGGAAACUCCAUCAGCAUCAACACCUGCCGUACCACCUACGCGACAUGCCAAAACAACUGGGCAUCAUCCAACACCAUCUGCCUUGUUAGACAAAACAACAAAAGCAACAACGAAAACCUCAACAGCAAUACGGACGAGUCCAUCAUCAUCAUCAACGCCUGUGGCACCAUCAACACCAGAUGCAUCACGCUACACCUGCCCGCAGAAUUUGGAACCGAACUACCAAACAUUUACAUACAGGGACCAUUGCUACCAGUUUGUUACCAAGGAGGAUUGGAGGUCAACUGCACGAGAAUAUUGCCGAAAAUACCAGGGCCACCUCAUAGAGAUACCCGAUCAGAGUACCAUGGACUUUGUAAUUGAUGUACUAAAUAAGAAACUAAAGUGGGGUGUAAACGGAGUUUGGAAUGGAGCGACUGACCAACGCGAAGAAGGAGUUUGGGAAUGGGAUGGUUCAGACAAUCCUGUAAUCUACUCAAACUGGGCACAAGGUCAACCCGGUGGUCUUGCAAGGUGGACGGAGGACUGCGCAUGUAUGAGGAGGACGGACAACUGGCAAUGGCACGACUAUGGCUGUAGUCAGCCAGGUUACAGCUACAGAUACAUUUGUCAAUAUGAUUUAGUGGAAAAUAUCACCACAAAUAGUUUGCUGUUAUCUACUCAGACAGUGACACCAAGGCUAGAAAGCACAAGCAAAACGAAACAGCAGUCAUUACCACCGACAGCACUGAUAUCAAAGGCACCUUUGUCAGCAAACAGAACGACACCCAAAAAACCUCUUUCAACAAGAACAACAAUCCGAACAAUAACAGCAAAGCAGUCGCCGUCUAUUUCAAGAAAGCCAUCUUCGUCUUCAUACCAUCAAACCUCUGUCACGACACCGUCAUCAACUCCAACCAGUGUAAAAUCAUCAACAUCGCGAACCAACCCGCAGAUUGACGUCUCGCCAUUCCCAGUGCAAGGGCGCACGUGUCCCCAAACAUUGGGGACAGAACAUAAGACCGUGGUUUAUAACGGUUCCUAUUGCUACCAGUUUGUUGAUAAGAGCGUCACUUGGAACGAUGCUUUAGAUUAUUGUCAAAGGAGAGGCGGCGCGCUGGUUGAGAUAUAUGGGCAAGAAACUAUGGACUUUAUCGCAGAGGUCCUCAGGAGGAAUUUCAGUUGGAAUGCCGUGUGGAUAGGUGCAAGUGACGAGGAGAAGGAAGGGGAAUUUAAAUGGAGAGGGUCAGGCAGAGAGGUGACCUACUCAAACUGGGCACCCGGCCAACCCUCGGGGAUCUGGACAUUGGGCCUUGAAGACUGCGUGGCCCUAGAGAAGGCUGACGGCUAUAAGUGGCAUGACUAUCACUGUAGCAUUGGUACACAGAAACUGAAAUUAAUUUGUCAAUACGAUUUAGUUGAAAAAAACACACCAUCAGUAGAACAAACAUCCAUUGCUUCAGCGACAAAACAUACACCAACUAGUGCAACAUCAGGGUAUAUAUCAACAACAACGACAACGUCGGAGACACCAACAGAUACACCAAUAACGGGUUCCUUGACGACAGCAGCUAUGUCGGACACCACGUGUCCACCGGAAGUGCGUACAAAUGAACGCCACGUGUACGGCGGUCAGUGUUACCAGUUUGUGGAUCGUGCCGUCACGUGGGUUGGCGCUUUAAACGACUGCGAGGUCAAAGGUGGACGGCUACUUGAGAUAUAUGACGAAGAUACCAUGAGAUUUAUCGCCAGGACACUAACUAAUUACUAUAGAUGGGAUACCGUUUGGACCGGAGCCAAUGACAGAGGGAAGGAGGGUCAAUUUAUAUGGAGAGGAACAGGCUGGGAAGUUACCUACACUAACUGGGCACCUGCUCAGCCGUCCGGUAUCUGGGCAUUUGGACUUGAAGACUGCGUGGCUUUGGUGAAAAAUGAUGGCUACAAGUGGCACGACUUUCACUGUAAUAUAGGAACGCAGCAGUUCAGGUUUAUAUGUCAGUAUGGCCCUUUACCCACAACUUCGCCUUCGGUACCACUUACAUCGUCAUUGCCAUCCCAGUCUAGCAGAAAGGGUGAGGUGACCUCGACUACUUCGUCGCCCCGAACAAUGUUAUCCCAGUCUAGCAGAAAGGGCGAGGUGACUUCGACUAGCACGCUACCCCAAACGACGGCUGUUGAUACAGCAAAAGGACCUCUUUCACUGAAAAAUCAAGACGAGCAUGGGGUUUCAAGCUCAAACAACAAAGGAUAUUGA
Lingula anatina is the source of this 2235-nucleotide messenger RNA. RefSeq lists its product as uncharacterized. Lineage: Eukaryota; Metazoa; Brachiopoda; Lingulata; Lingulida; Lingulidae. The record is from RefSeq and is a predicted model, not a curated record.